Molecule: messenger RNA, 2845 nt
Organism: Vicia villosa (hairy vetch)
Lineage: Eukaryota; Viridiplantae; Streptophyta; Magnoliopsida; Fabales; Fabaceae
Product: cytochrome c oxidase subunit 1
Exons: 1
Coding region: 1257-2840 (527 amino acids)
Biological process (GO): mitochondrial electron transport, cytochrome c to oxygen; electron transport coupled proton transport
Cellular component (GO): membrane
Molecular function (GO): heme binding; cytochrome-c oxidase activity
Source: RefSeq, a predicted model, not a curated record
UCUUGGUCAAGCCAAAAAGAUUGCCGGCAGAAUGCUCCUACCCCACCAUGCCUGGCCCUUUACCUUACCUUAAGAAUACAGGGGGUAUGCAGCGUGGGAAAGAAUUAAAGAAGUGUCUGAUACAACAGGUAACCUUAAGGAGUGGCGGCAAAGCUCUUGAUUGAUCAACGCGAGUGAACUGUGCUUAGACGCUUCGUAAAACCGCACCGAUCUACGAGAGGAGCUGAUGGAUGAGUAGGCUUCCCCUUUCGAUUUACGGAAUGUGAUCUGGGACACGAUGGGGGUUUGCGUGCCUCGGUAGGAAAGAGAUCACCGGAGUAUAGCACAAGAUCGCCUUUUUUUUCUUGCUGCCAUGGGGUCGACCUGUAAACAAGGUAAACCCAAUGGGAACCAAAAACGGGAGGGUACCACAUUGACAUUGGGCAGAAGACGAUCCAAAAAGCGAAGGCUCACCCUGCUGAAGGCGAUCGGCAGUGAGGGAUGCUUACCUUCUUCUUAGAGAAAGGGGAAAGGGGCAACCUAUCUUACUAAUAAUCAGAAAGGGGUUGAGAUAGGCGACAGGUAGCUUGCUUCCAAGCCGGCCCGGCCGCGAGGAAUCAAGAGAUCUUUGCCGGUGCUGACUUGGAUCUCGGGUGACGGAAAAAGGCGCCCAGAAGUGACGAGCAGUCGCGGUCGAAGCUUGGCUCUAGGCGAUAGGCUAGCAGUAAGCUUGGCUACAGCGAAGCGCUUACCAAGCGCGAAGGAUUCGUUCCUCUCUCCCAGCAAGAGGAUGCGCGAACCUCCAAGUCAAGCGCGCUAGCGCGCUUUACCAAGGCUUUCUCUGAUAGGGGCUCGCCGUUGCUUGUUUGGGUCGAGCGUCUUCAAACCUUCGCCACUUGAGCCGUAUGCGGGGGAACUCGCACGUGCGGUUCUUAGGGGGGAGAGCUAGUAGGAACCAUCCUAUCCCAAUAGCGUUUAUUUGGAGCUCAAUAUGAAAUCCUAUUUUUUUGCAAGACCCGUUCGGAUAAGGGAAAACUCCAGAGAUUGCUUCGAAGUAAGAUCCUUGCGUUGACCCUUUCCUGAACCAGAACCGGGGGGGAGAGGAAAGAAAAGGGGAUCAAAAUUUCCCAUCAAUAAAGUUAGGGCUUUCCGGACCUUCCCCACCCCUCUUUUCAUUCUCCCUUCCCCUCUCACUCCCCCUUUUUAAAGAAGGAAGCCCCGCUCCCUAAGAAGGGGCCCCUCUCUGAUCAGGAAGGAAACGAAAGAAUCUCCAUUUUAUGACAAAUCCGGUCCGAUGGCUGUUCUCCACUAACCACAAGGAUAUAGGGACUCUAUAUUUCAUCUUCGGUGCCAUUGCUGGAGUGAUGGGCACAUGCUUCUCAGUAUUGAUUCGUAUGGAAUUAGCACGACCCGGCGAUCAAAUUCUUGGUGGGAAUCAUCAACUUUAUAAUGUUUUAAUAACGGCUCACGCUUUUUUAAUGAUCUUUUUUAUGGUUAUGCCGGCGAUGAUAGGUGGAUCUGGUAAUUGGUCUGUUCCGAUUCUUAUAGGUGCACCUGACAUGGCAUUUCCACGAUUAAAUAAUAUUUCAUUCUGGUUGUUGCCGCCAAGUCUCUUGCUCCUAUUAAGCUCAGCCUUAGUAGAGGUGGGUAGCGGCACUGGGUGGACGGUCUAUCCGCCCUUAAGUGGUAUUACCAGCCAUUCUGGAGGAGCAGUUGAUUCAGCAAUUUCUAGUCUUCAUCUAUCUGGUGUUUCAUCCAUUUUAGGUUCUAUCAAUUUUAUAACAACUAUCUCCAACAUGCGUGGACCUGGAAUGACUAUGCAUAGAUCACCCCUAUUUGUGUGGUCCGUUCCAGUAACAGCAUUCCCACUUUUAUUAUCACUUCCGGUACUGGCAGGGGCAAUUACAAUGUUAUUAACCGAUCGAAACUUUAAUACAACCUUUUCUGAUCCCGCAGGAGGGGGAGACCCCAUAUUAUACCAGCAUCUCUUUCGGUUCUUCGGUCAUCCAGAGGUGUAUAUUCCAAUUCUGCCUGGAUCCGGUAUCAUAAGUCAUAUCGUUUCGACUUUUUCGGGAAAACCGGUCUUCGGGUAUCUAGGCAUGGUUUAUGCCAUGAUCAGUAUAGGUGUUCUUGGAUUUCUUGUUUGGGCUCAUCAUAUGUUUACUGUGGGCUUAGACGUUGAUACCCGUGCCUACUUCACCGCUGCUACCAUGAUCAUAGCUGUCCCCACUGGAAUUAAAAUCUUUAGUUGGAUCGCUACCAUGUGGGGGGGUUCGAUACAAUACAAAACACCCAUGUUAUUUGCUGUAGGGUUCAUCUUUUUGUUCACCAUAGGAGGACUCACUGGAAUAGUCCCGGCAAAUUCAGGGCUAGACAUUGCUCUACAUGAUACUUAUUAUGUGGUUGCACAUUUCCAUUAUGUACUUUCUAUGGGAGCCGUUUUUGCUUUAUUUGCAGGAUUUCACUAUUGGGUGGGUAAAAUCUUUGGUCGGACAUACCCUGAAACUUUAGGUCAAAUCCAUUUUUGGAUCACUUUUUUCGGGGUUAAUCUGACCCUCUUUCCCAUGCAUUUCUUAGGGCUUUCGGGUAUGCCACGUCGCAUUCCAGAUUAUCCAGAUGCUUACGCUGGAUGGAAUGCCCUUAGCAGUUUUGGCUCUUAUAUAUCCGUAGUUGGGAUUCGUCGUUUCUUCGUGGUCGUAACAAUCACUUCAAGCAGUGGAAAUAACAUAACAAGGGCGAACAUUCCUUGGGCUGUUGAACAAAAUUCAACCACACUGGAAUGGCUGGUACAAAGUCCUCCAGCUUUUCAUACUUUUGGAGAACUUCCAGCUAUCAAGGAGACGAAAAGCUAUGUGAAGUAAAAGAA